Messenger RNA from Ficedula albicollis (Collared flycatcher), 7376 nucleotides. It is a transcript of the gene ITFG2, whose product is annotated as integrin alpha FG-GAP repeat containing 2. Gene Ontology annotation, cellular component: KICSTOR complex. The record is from RefSeq and is a predicted model, not a curated record. Lineage: Eukaryota; Metazoa; Chordata; Aves; Passeriformes; Muscicapidae. The transcript is spliced from 12 exons. Gene Ontology annotation, biological process: regulation of TOR signaling. Bases 484 to 1800 code for a protein of 438 amino acids. Gene Ontology annotation, molecular function: protein binding.
GCGGGUGCAGCCAGGAGGAGCUGGCGGGGCUUCCACCUCUGGGGACGCUCACGGAGCUUGGCCCCGCCUGAGCGCUGUGAGGGCCGCGGGGCUUUGGUCAGAACCGCCCGGGGGUUCCCCCGCAAAGGGAGGGUUUGCUGGGCUGCCCUCGCCAUUACGCGUGCCGGUCACCCGUGGUGUGGCCUGGGCGUACAGAGCCAGAGGGAAGCUUAACUUUUGCUCAGUCGACACUCUGUAACAGUGGUGGGGAUGUAGUGGUGCUUUGCUGGGCACAGCGGAUCACAAACAGGGUAGACCCACGUCUCUUGGCCCGUGUGAUGGAUGCAUGUGCAUUGGGAGUGUUGCUGUCAGCCCCUGAAGUGGUUGGUUUUUAUUUGCCUGUAACUAGGAAGAGGUUAGCUUAACCAGCUGUAUGUCAAUUGUUUCUUCUCAACAGUUUUUACAGCCAUAUCCUGGAAAGUGUCAUGGGUAGCAAUGCAGUAGAUGAUUAAAGGGAUUUCCCCAUACAAAGUUGUUCUUAUGCUGAAUGAACUCGUGGUGGGAGACACCAAUGGAAAGCUCUAUGUUUACAAGAACGAUGAUAGCAAGCCCUGGGCGGUGCGAUCUUGCCAAGGAAUGCUCACAUGUGUCCGUGUGGGAGAUGUGUGCAAUAAAGGAAAGAAUUUCGUGGUAGCGGUGAGUGCAGAAGGCUGGUUUCAUCUUUUUGACCUGACUUCUCUGAACUCAAAACACCCAGAUGCUUCAGGCCACCAUGAGUUGCCAGGGGGAGAAGAGCAGAAGCCAGUGUUCAAGCAGCACAUUCCUGCCAACACCAAGGUCAUGCUCAUCAAUGACAUUGAUGGAGAUGGGAAGUGUGAGUUGGUUGUGGGUUACACUGACAGGGUGGUCCGUGCCUUCCGCUGGGAGGACUCGUCAGAGAAUUCAGACCAUGUCUCUGGACAGUUGAUCCUCUUAAAGAAAUGGCUUCUAGAAGGUCAGGUGGACAGCCUGUCUGUGAACCCAGGCCCUGAUGGCUCACCAGAGCUGAUGGUGUCACAGCCAGGCUGUGGCUAUGCCAUCCUGCUGUGCACGUGGGACACGGAGCAGCGGGACGCAGCCGCGGGAAGGGACGGAUCUGGCCCGAGCAGUGAGGCCCCUGUUCGAGAUGUGAUUCUACACCAAACAUCUGGACGGAUUCACAACAAGAAUGUGUCCACUCAUCUGAUUGGUAGCAUUGCCCGAGGCUCUGGUGAGAAUAGUGGCUCAGGUCUCUUUGCCCUCUGUACCCUGGAUGGAACACUGAAACUGAUGGAGGGAGCAGACAAGCUUCUCUGGUCUGUUCAGGUUGAUCACCAGCUCUUUGCUCUGGAAAAACUGGAUGUUACAGGCAAUGGGCACGAGGAGGUGAUUGCCUGUGCUUGGGAUGGUCAGACGUACAUCAUCGACCACAAUCGGACUGUUGCCAGGUUCCAAGCAGAUGAGAAUGUCAGUGCCUUCUGUGCAGGCCUCUAUGCAUGCAAAGAAGGGAGCAACAGUCCCUGCCUUGUUUAUGUCAGCUUCAGCCAGAAGAUCUACAUCUACUGGGAUGUGCAACUGGAGAGAAUGGAGUCCACCAACCUGUUGAAAAUCCUGGAUUGUGACCCAGAGUUUGGAAGUCUCCUGCAGGAGCUGGGUAUAGACAGAAGCGAUGUUUCUGCUGUCAAAAACCUGAUUCAUAAAACACUCUAUUUUCCUGAGAAAUACCAUCUCAGCAGCCCCUCACAGGAUCCUGCGGGAGCAGAUUCUUCUUCCCACUGCAGUGGCAUCCAGGAUCCCAUAUAACAAGAAGGCUCACAUCUUUAAUGCCAGCACAAGCUCUUCUGCAGCUGGAAUUGGGCAUCUGAUGAAGAUGACUAUUCUUUCCCUAUCUUCUCAAAACUUCCAAACAGAGAAGGGUCUACAGGCUGUUAAGGGAUGUUCUUGGCUAUAGGCUUGCCUGUGUGUGGUGGGUUGGUUCGCCUUUAGCUGAGCAGCUGCAAGAACAGAAAGGGCCAAGUAUCCUGCACGUAUGCUUUCUGUUGCCAGUUUCCAUAUUCCUCGCUAAAUAAGGUGCUCCACUAGUCGCUGUGAAGGAGCAAUGAGGUUACAGACAGAGAGAACAGCCGAGCCAAGUCUCCAUUUUCACCUAUUCUUACAAGUACUUCAGUGAAUACUUGUGAGUUCUUAGCAGGAUCACAGUGCAGGAAUUGGAUAUGGAGGAACUGAGUUACGGUGCAGGCAAGAGCCUUCUCUCACAUUUAGGUGUAUUUAAAGUAGAACCACACAUUGUUUGUCUUUGCUGCUGCUCUUCUGCAGCAGUUUCUCACAAAUCACCUGUUCUGAGUAGCUGGAGACAUGUACAACUUGCACUAAUACAGUGUGGAGAGAUAGCAGCUCCAGCAAAUCCAGCUCUAGUCCAGAGUCGUUGCUUGUCUCCAUCUUCUUGGGCGGGGUCAUCCCAGAGAAGGCUGUGACUUAACAAAGCAGCUGUGAAGUGGUCAGUAAGACCAGUCUGACUUAACUGUGGGUCUGUGGUGCUGUGAGAGCUUGGCCAUCCCACAAUAAACAGUGGAAAUGCCACUCCUGCCUCUUGUUGUGGAGAGUGUGUGUGCUGUGAGUCCUGCACAACUGAAAGAGUUGGGGCUGGAAUUGAUGUUCUGCUGGCUGGCAUGAGGAGUCUGGUAAAGGGGAGCUCAUUUGCAAAAGUCCAGGCAUGAACCUUUCCAUAUGCUGUUGUCACUGCUUUUCCCUCUCUUAGCUCGUCUCUUGCCUAACUCAGCUUGUUAGGAAAGGAACAGCAGGCUUACCUGCUGGCUGGCAUCGAUUAUCCCCUCUCACUUGUGUGAUGUUUUAUUGGACAUGUAUGAUGGAUGGAGCUGUCCCUUUGCCCUUACAGCAGCCUGAGUCAUAGCAAAUACAAUUCAGUGAUCUGGAGCAAGUGGCAGUAUUUAAAGAUCCUCCAGGCAGUUGAAAACCUGCUGUGCUUUACUCUGCCAAAUAUCCAAGGGCAGUCCUAACUGGGAGACAAUGCUUUGUGUGGCCAAAAGGAGUAUCUUGCCCUUGGGUCAAAGUGACUGUUGUUGAAGCAGCCCUGUGUGGUAGAAGGGCAGGAUCUUUACAUAAUAAGCUAUAGCUGUUCUUUGCAGUUUCCCUCUGUAGAUUUAUAUAAGCUUUUCAGAGGACAUUGCUGUCCUUUGUAUUUGGUAGCAGUGGAAGUUGGAGCAGUGGAGCAGUGGAAUGGUGUGACCUGCUCUGUACCUGCUAUCUUGCUUCUCAGACCACUGUAUCUUCUGAUUCUCUAACUGCAGUAGAUGUAGCUCUCCGUUUUAAUGGCCUUGCUGAGAAGCAUUUUUAAAUGUUCCUGUCACACUAAAUGCUUGUGUAAAACUGGACUCUUCAGGCAGGACCUUUCAAGUAAUAAUAGGCCUUAUUAGCAGUGGUGUUUAGAGCAGCAAGGCUGUGAUCUGUGGAGAACUGAUACCUCAGGGUAUCUCUACUCAUGGGCUAAAGUGAGGAGUUUGUCUUGUCAGAGCUAGACUGCAACCUCAACAAAUUGUCAGCUCUUGUGACAGAGAUGUGCAGCCACCCAUCCCAACAGGAAUAAUCGUCAUUGCUUCUGGCAAAUAGGGCCUGGCAGGGAAAGAGGAUGGCCUACACUUGUAACAGAACAACUCAGUGCUCUCUGUCCAUGCCAAAUAUAAACCUUUAUUAGCAACACCAAAUAUAAACCUUUAUUAGCAACACAAGCGCAAGGUGUGUACAAAUGGGUGCGUAUGGCUGGAACUGUUUUAUGCUAAACAAAUUGUACUGUACAGGUCGAAUGAUUUCCAAGAAAGGAAGGUCAAACUGAUCCGCUGUUGGACUAUUAAUUGUUAAGAAAGAAUGACAAAGAGUUACUGAGGGAGAGAUGACAUUUUUAUAAGAACCAUCUUUAAAAUAAAAUGGGGCAAAAGUAUUGUAAAUGUUGGGCAGGGCCAUUUGUGCACCCCAACCCUCUUUUGCUGGCCUGAGGAUAACAUUGCUAUGUGCUGUGCAAGCCCAGGCAAUGCACACUAUGAAAAGCAGAGGUGAGAAAAUACAGACACUACAAAAACAUCUGUUCUCCAAAACUUUUCAGCUCUUAAAAACCAUUGGAGAGGAAAAAUACUAACAUUUGAGGGCUUCCCCUGACAGUUUUAUAUUGCGUGCAGCACAUAAUAACUUGCAGAUGCAUUUUGCUCCUGUGCUCAUUGUGCACAAAGAGAAAAUGAAGAGUGGCUACAGAAGAAUUAACUGAACCUCUUUACCAUUCCUUGGCCAAAGAUGGCUUUCCUUAUUUUUUCCUGUCUUGAACUCCUAAGUGCCAAAUACUUUCUAUAGUCUGUUAUGCAGGCUACUUCCACCGGCAACAGUUUUUCUGUCAAGCGGGCAUCUUCUCAGGAAAGGAGCCACUUAAGGCUCUGUCUCUGGAGUGAUGGAGUUACACUGUACUUUCUUUGUAACUAAUUGUCUGUUUGUGCUUGCCAGCCGACACAAGCCACAGAGUUGGAAUUCGAAGUGCUUCCUUCCCACACAGCAGAAACUGUUGUUUGCUGUAUCCUAUUCUAGCAGAUUGGCAUAAUGUGCUGGUGCUGGGAAACUUUUCAGCAGGGCAGCGUUUGCAGGACACCUUUAUAUGUCCCAGUGCCAGCACACAGCAAGUGAGGAGUCUGACAGUAUUCACAGGCACUGGGGGUAUUUGCAGAUAAAUGAUUCAUGGCUUUGGUUCUGAUGCUCAAUUUACUAGCAAAAAAAUAAAGGGAGAGGGUUGCCUUAUUUUCCUGAGACAUCAUAAACCUGCUCUCCAUCCCUGCCCUCAUUUUUAUGAUCUUUCUGCUAUAAUAGAGUUAUUUCUGUAACUCUUCAGGUGUAUCCUGCCAUAUGCCAGUGGAGUCUCUUGAAAGGAGGAUUGAAUGCAAACAUAGGUGUGUGGCUCAAUGGUCUUCAAUGCCAUAGCUCACUGCUACCAGUGAAAGAAGGACCAAUUCUCUGGGAAUAUGGAUGGCUGCAGCUCCCAUUCUGUUCAAAACUAAGUGAUCCCAAGCUGCUGGAAGUGGUUCUGAUUAUGGCUUUGGCAGAGUGCAUGUUCUCAGGAAGGACAGAAGUCCUUCUCCCUAUCCCCAGGUGUAUUGCACCCUGUUCCAGAGAUUUGCCAUGGCAGGUAUUUUCCUUCAGACUUUUCCACAACUGCUGUACCCACUCUAUCAGAAAGCAGCCCUGAAAAGCAGCUCUGAUAGGAACUGACCACCAAGGUGGUUCAAAGAGAUUAUCCCUAAAAUAAUAACAUUAAAUUUUCUAUGUUGAAGGCACAGGCCUCAUCAUGAGGAAGCUAGUGUUGGACACAUGGACAUGCUUAUGUCCUACUCUGAGUUGGCAGUUUGUAUUGAACUUCUGCUUUCCGUGUGAAAAUGUUAGCAUUCUUUGAUCUUCAGUGAAAAAGACCUUUAGAUAAUUACUUUGUUCUCUUUAUCCCCCAAAAGCAAUAGAGAUGACUGGAAUUGGGAGUAGGAAAGUGUAUCUGUAAAACAGGCUUUUCCAAGAGAAAUUACAAUUAAGACAGUAUUCAGGCUUGUCAGCCCACUCAAAAAUUACUGUGCUCCCCAGUGUUGGAAGACUUAAAAUUUACCAUAUUUGUAGAUGGGGGUUGAGUUGGCUUCUUUGAGAUGUUUUAAGUUCUAUUUUACAAUCAUAUUUUAAAGCCAAGACUUCUUUCUUUCACAAUGGAGGCUGUGCUUCAGAUGUAUUGACAUAAAAAUGCUUUGGAGAAAGAAAAAUAUAUUUGGGCUAGAAUUCAGAAUACAGGUGUCUAGUGCAGUAGCAGUGUGUCAUUGUAUGCCAAGUAACUUGGGGAGAUAAAAACCCACCAGGACCUGUGUUGGUGAGGAAAGCACCUGCUGACCCAGUAGGAUUAGACAACUGUGAUUUAGUGAAUGGGUUGAAGUGAGGUGUCUGCCAUGGCAUUAUGACCUGCAGUUCUCAUUUAGUCAUGUAAAUGAUUUUUUUUCUGGAAGCUCUGCCUGCAGCAAAGCUUGAUGAGGAGGUUCAAAGAUAACUGUUGGCAACAGAUUCCUCAAUGUCUGGACGAAAGAGACUUCUACUGAGUGGAUCUGUGUGUUCAAACUGACAUGACAGGAGAAAGGUGAAGAUCAUGUCUUCUGCCCUGGAGCUGAUUUCAGAGCUGAGAAAAGAACUCACACUAAUUUAGUGCUUUCUUGGAAACAUCCUCUCUGUGACUGAGAAUUUACACAUGCAGUGGUUUACAACAAAGAGGAAAGGCUUGCAAGAUUGUGGCACAAUGUGCGAGUGUAUUAGCAGCUAGGGUACAAGGCAAGUGUUAAAAGGAUUCUCUAGAAACAAAAGAAUUCCUUUUUGAAGGGAAUUUUUUACUCACUAGUGUGAGGGAGGAAAGGAGGAUGCAAAGAAGGAGUCAUUAAGCAGAGAAGAGAGGAACAGAUAGGGCUGGGGAUUUUCACCAGCUGUAGCACAUUAAUUCACAGAGGAGCCCAGACUGCUCGUGGUUUAGGAUAUGAGGCAUGUUAACAACAGAAGGGUUUCAGAAAGGCUGGGGGAUGUUCUGAAUGUGAGCAAAAUCAGUUAUUCCAAGACAGGCAUGUAGGAACAGCACAUGGUGAAUUCCAGCAGCAGCUAGUGUACUGGUAUCUGCAGGGCUGCAAGUGACAGGCAGUAGUCAAAACAGAAUUGUCAACUCAAAGUCAUGGCAGUUUUCUGUAGGAUCCCAUCCAACACUUUUUACAUGAUUGGAAAGAUUCCUGUUGGCUUCAGUCUGAAGGCUCCUACUCACCUACACCCUUGCCCUAGCUAGGGCUCAGCUGCAAAACUGACACCAGGAACUGCUCUCACAAGGAAGUGGCCAGGAAUUAGAGCUAUUGGUGGCCCUCCCCUUCCCCUGCACUUGUGGGCACCAGCAAAGCCCAACAAAAGCCCUGUGGUGCUCCACAGGGAAGCAGGGCCCCAUAUGGGCCUUGCAAAGCCUGGCAGAAGCCCUGGUACACUCUGGAGGGAAGCAGGGCCCCUUGUGGGAAUGAUAAAAGCCAUCAGGCAGGGUUAGGUGGUUGUGGUUAGGUGUAGGGUUAGGGACAUACUUAGAGUUGGGAUUAGGGGUUAAGUUUUGGUACGUUCUUUGGAGUUUAGAGUUAAGGGUUAGGUUUAGGCCUUGGUGUUUAGGUUUAGGGGCUGGGGUUAGCUUUCUGUUUAGAGUUUAGGGUUGGGGAUUAUGGUUAGGUUUUGAGAUUAGUUAAUGUCUUUAUGAUUAGGUUUCUGGUUUGAGUUUAAAGUCAAGUGGUAAAUGUUUGGGUUACAGUGUCAAAUCUAGGGGGUUAUGUUUAAUGUUAAGUUUUGUA